UUGUUUUGAAAUGUAAAUGUCAUUAACAUGCCUGUGUUUUAAUUUCUGUACAAAUUUGGCUGUCAAGCCAGGGGUCCGUUCUUCGUACGUCGCUAAUUACAUCCGAGAUCAAAAUACACAUCCAAGAUGAUAUAAUCCUGCUAAUCAUUAUCUGGCUAAUUAGGUUCUUCGAACACACCGGUUGUUUCUGAUUAGUAUGGCUGGAUUGAAUGAUCUGAGAUUGUUGCGCGUUCAUGCGCGGGUUUAAAAGGCACUAUGUAUCGAUGGUAGAAACAAUGAUUAACAACAUCGUUAAGGAAUGGCAAAAGAGCGUGCGACUUUUUUCACACAAGCGGAGCAAGAGCUCCUCAUUGAGGGUUAUGGUGAAUUUCAGCAUUUAAUAAAAACCUCUGGGAAUACAUCAAAAGCGGCGAAAACCAGAAGAGAGGGCUGGGAAAAAGUUGCAGAAAAAUUGAAUGCAGCCACCACGGGACCCAUAAGAACAUGGGAGCAAGUAAAGGUAAAAUACAAGAACAUUCUACAAAAUGCUACUAGGAAAAGGUGUGAACAAAAAAAAACGGGUGGUGGUCCUGCACCUCCACCUCAUACCCCGGCAGAAGAGCUUGCCCUUGGUUUUAAUGCAAACAGGCCAAUUGUUCAGGGCAUACCAGGGGGCAGCUCUUCCCUAGAGCCACAGCCAGGGACCAGUAAGGGCACCACAGUCAUCACUGUUUCUAAUGAUACACCUACACUUGUAUCAAUUCCAUUUGAAGUUGUGGCAGAAGUGAACAGUGAGGAGACUCUUUCAGAUGAGUGUUUUGAGGAGUUGACAGAGUCCAUGCCUUCUAAGAGGCCUUUUGACCGGCACAGUGAUAAAGAGGGUGACAUUCGUUCUCUAUAUAAGAGGAGCCUCCAACAUAAAGUGGAGUAUUUAGAGCUUAAAAAACAAAAACUACAAGGAGAAAUCGAGCUGCAGCAACUAAUGAAAACAAAAAUGGAGCUAGAAAUACAAUUGUUGCAAAAAGAACUUCAGAGCAAAAGAUGACGUGUGUGUGUGUGUGUGUUAUAAAAAAAUUUAAUAAAUGGUACUAAACAUUAUCGGGUGCGUUUUAUUUUUUGUCUUCGUAAUUUUAAUACAAUUUCAUCAAAAAUGAUGUGCCACAAUCCUGUCGUGUGCAGCUCUGCCACUGGGUUGGUCCAAAUGCACUGGCUGAAGGUCAUUAUUAUGCUGCACUGGCACCACAUGGAUUCUCUCCCUUCUAAUGGUAGCAAUAUUGUGCAAGACUGUACAUGCAACAAUAAUAUCACAUGCCCGGUCAGGUGCAACUCGCAGAUGUUUCAGACAUUGAAAUCUUCCCUUUAGGUGGCCAAAGGUCAUUUCAAUGCGUGCUCUUGUCCUGACUAGAGCUGCAUUAUAGCGAGUUUCUGGCCCAGGGUUAGGGUCAGGGAAUGGGGUCAUAAAAUACUGCCUACAAGCAUAACCCCUGUCACCAAGCAGGAUUCCAUCGUAAUCACCUGUAGAAGGCAUUUAUGUUAGGGUCUUAAUUUGGAUAAAAAUAAACUUUGUUCUUUUUGCCUUACCGCGUUCAAAUGAUGUGUAUAAAUGUGACUCUCUGAAAAUUCUAGAGUCAUGCACAGAUCCUGGCCAUUUUGCUUCCACAUUUGUGAUAUGGUACAUAGAGUCACACACCAUCUAGGACACACACACAUUGUUAUAUAUAU
Molecule: messenger RNA, 1701 nt
Organism: Danio rerio (zebrafish)
Lineage: Eukaryota; Metazoa; Chordata; Actinopteri; Cypriniformes; Danionidae
Source: RefSeq, a predicted model, not a curated record